Sycon ciliatum is the source of this 5158-nucleotide messenger RNA. RefSeq lists its product as uncharacterized. The record is from RefSeq and is a predicted model, not a curated record. Bases 3601 to 4977 code for a protein of 458 amino acids. Gene Ontology annotation, molecular function: zinc ion binding; metalloendopeptidase activity. Lineage: Eukaryota; Metazoa; Porifera; Calcarea; Leucosolenida; Sycettidae. Gene Ontology annotation, biological process: proteolysis. The transcript has 5 exons.
UAGUCACUAGUGGCGGUCAGGAUUCCAAGCUGUUGAAUGGUGCGUUAGUUGCCAUGGCUUUUGCUACUUUUCACCAGUUGUAGUCUUCGGGGUGCUAAGUCGAAUGGUCUUGCGCUAAAUCCAUCAGCGUUCCCUUUUUUCCCUAAAUCCCAGCGUGAUUUAACCCUAGUAUCUCUGAAUUGUCGCUCUGUUGUCAACAAGUUGUCUGAGCUCUGCGUUAUUGCCGAAUGUGCUAAGCCUGACAUAAUCUGCCUAACAGAGACGUGGCUCUGUCCCUCGAACCCGCUCUCACUGUCAGGCUAUAUCUGCAUCCGCAGAGAUCGACCUCCGGAAGACAAUCGGUAAGCACAUUGUAGCCGUGGGUAUGGGGGUGUUGCCGUACUUGUCCGUUCGGACUCCUUUCCUUACGUCUCCCCUCGUGCCGACCUUCAACGCCCUGGCUGCGAGUCUGUGUGGCUUGAACUUGGCUCCCCCUCUACUCAAUCUCAGAAUCACAUCUUACUAUGCUGCAUGUAUCGACCACCCUCACAGAGCACAAUGCAAUUGUCGUACUUUUGUGACAUGUUUGUUGAGGCAUUACAGUCAGUCUGUUUAGAUUCUUAUGAUCUGUUAGUGACUGGCGAUUUCAACGCCCACAACUCAAGCUGGUGUCCCACCGAGUCUACCUCGAAGGCUGGUGAUCUCCUUAGCACAGUAUUUGCUGCUCUUGGGCUCCACCAGAUGGUUGACUUCCCCACUCAUUCCUCGCCUAAUGGCUCUGUUUCGUGUCUGGACUUGGUGAUCACCAACCGACCACGCCUCAUGCGCUCAAUUGAUCAAGCACCUCCCUUGGGUAUGUCUGACCAUAUACAGAUUGUUUGCACUUUAUGUUACGCCCCUAUUUCGAACUACUUCCCCAACUCUUCCACUGGUCCUCCCUCUUCACUGUAUCGCUUCAAACAAGUACCUUCGCACCUUUGGCAAUUAAUCAACGCUGAUUUAGCUGGCUACAACUGGUCCUCUCUGAACUCGUACACUGAUGUUAAUGACGCACUUCAUCACUUUGAUUGUGAGCUCCAGUCCGCCUUCCGUCGUCACCUCACCUCAUUCGGAGCCACCCACACUGUGACAUCUCCACGACCCCGCAUGCAAUCUCCACCAUGGGUUACUGCUGGGCUCAGGUCUGCUGUAAAACGCAAGCGUGAUCUAUAUAGUGUGUACAAAAAAUAUCCGACAGCAGUAAAUCAUGCAGCUUAUAACCGACAAAGGAAUGCUGUAAAGCACCUGUCUCGGCAAGCACAUCGUCAAUAUAUACGCUCCAUCCAAGCAUCACUAACGUCACCGAAUCGACCUACACUCUUUCAGUUUGUGCGAGCACAGCGGCACACUUCCGGCCGUGUCAUGCCCCAAACGAUGAUAGCAUCCGACGGUACGGUCGCCACGUCCCCCAAGAGCAUAGCUGAUAUUCUGAACACUCAGUUCACCUCAUUUGGGCUGGCUGAUGAUCCUUCGUGGCGCAUUCCCCCUUUGCCCCAGUCGCCUUUCAUAUCUGUUCCGUUCCGUACAAUCACUGUCGACAUGUCACUACGUUUCAAGUUCGGAAAUAUCCGAAGCGCCUGAAAUGUGGAAAGUCUCCCGGCUCAGAUGGGAUCCCGAAUGAAGUGCUGCAGUCUCUUGCACCAUCAAUAGCCUAUCCUCUCGCCAUUAUUUUUUUAAAUAUGUCAUUUCGAACUGGUACAUUCCCACAGGAUUGGAAAUCCGCCAUCGUGACACCGCUUUACAAGAAUAAAGGCUCCCGUGCUUGCCCGGCAAACUACCGCCCCAUCUCUCUGCUGCGCACAGUUUCCAAACUUUGUGAGCGUAUUGUAUUCGAUUCCCUCUACCUGCACAUCGCUCCGGCUCUCUCACCAGCUCAGUCGGGAUUCUGCCGUGGUGACUCAACUCAAUACCAGGUGACUCGACUUGUCCAAGACAUAGCGACAAAGAGGAACUGUGGGGAGCACGUGGGAAUGGUGUUUUUCGACUUGGCUAAGGCAUUCGACACCGUUUGGCAUCGUGGCUUACUUGCCAAGUUGGAGGUCACCUUCCGGGUGGAGGAUGCUGCCUUGCGUUGGAUAUCCUCGUAUCUGUCUGCUCGUUCUCAGGCUGUUCGCUUGUCCUAUUUCUUGUCUGAUCCCCUCCCUGUAACGUCUGGAGUGCCCCAAGGUUCCAUUCUGGGUCCUUUGUUAUUCUUGCUUUACGUUAAUGACCUACCUUCAGUUGUCCCCGAUGUUAGUUUGUAUGCGGAUGACACUGGCCUUAUCUGUUCUGAUUCCUCCCCUGCACAAUUACUCUUUACCAUGCAGCAUCGCAUCAACAGCACUGUCAUGUGGAUGCAAACGUGGAAACUCCAGCCCAAUAUAGACAAGACAGAAGCCAUGUAUAUUUCUUCAUCCCCUCCUGAUCAACCAUUAUACUUCCCUGACUCGACUAUGCCUAUCCGUGUUGUUACUCAGCACAAACAUCUAGGUGUGAUGUUUGACUGCAAACUCUCUUGGGCUGCACAUGUCAACUGUGUAUGCAAGCGAACCAGUUCAGCAUAAGGGGUACUACAACCACAUUGCACUCAUUUGCCCAUCCAGCGUAAACUAUUAUUUUAUCAGUGCUAUAUUCUCCCUAUAUUCGACUAUUGCGAUACCGCUUGGUGUGGCCUUUCUGACACAACUCUGAACCAAUUAGAAGUCCACCAUAGAUUUACACUUAAAAUUCUUUACAACAAGGAUCGAUGUUUUCCUUCGGAUGCCCUUUAUCGACUUGCACACACUUCUCCUCUCUCCGUUCGUCAUAAGCACCAUCUCUGUACACUGGUUCAUAAAAUAUUUCUUCAUAAAACCCCUUCACACAUGAUGAAGUACAAUUGGUUUUCGACAAACUCAACCCGUAACGCGCUCAUCCUGCCUCUUGUUAAUGGCACAAGGAUUCAGAGAAUCCUUCAGUAGUCUAGACAUUUGUCUUCACCAUGCGGUCUGGCCUUUCGGUGUUCUUUUGCAAUGAAUAAUAACAGGGUAGUCUGUGUAGUUUUCCUGUGGAUUCCCGGUGGAUUUUAGAAUUGAGAUGUGCUAGACGCAUCAGAAUUCAGAGAUUGUGUAGGUACUGGAACGAAUCGAGCAAAAACGGAUGGGCUCGUGCGAGAAAUUGAGAGUUUGAAUGCAUGCUUUCAGAGCGUGAUGAAGGCAAGUAACUUAGUUACGUAAUCAUGGUAAUGAAGGCGCCUAGGCAGCGCGCCACGCGUACGCAUGCACCCAUAAUCACAGUUGCAUACUCUUGCCGUUAUGGACUCUUGGUAGUAGUACUAGUAGUCUACAGUCAGUACAGACUAGAAUUAGCGCCUUGUGGUGACAAGGUGACUCAUUUUCGGAUUUUCUUCAAUCUCUCCCGGCCCUGCCUUUGGCCCUUUGGCGUUUGUAAAAAUAAUGUAGUUCAAUUAGUCAUGUACAUGAUCACUGUAGAAACAGUUUUUUUCUCUUUCAGAUACUGAUAGUAAAAGCAAGUAAUCAUUUUUACUAGAUAAGUUUACUGCUGCUCCAUUUCGAUAGCACGGAUACAACGUCAGUCGUGUUGAGUGCUGUGAAGAAAGCGGUCAUGUGGUGCCGCAAUCAAGUGUUUCUACCUGGCGACGAGGUUGGCGAUGAACGCGCCUGCGAUCAGCUACAAGAUGUUGAACAGCGCAAAGCUGAAUGUGCCGCUAACUCUUCAAAGCAAGAGUCGGACGAACAGGACGAAGUGGCCGCAUCGGGUGGGACUGAGCCCCAAGCUGAAAGGCGACCGAGUCAGGACAGUACAAAUGUGGUGAAACCCCAGUUUGCAUUGACCAACAAGGAUAGAAAGAAGCUCUGGGAGAAAAAGAAGUCCGAGGCUAUAAAAGUGUACUUUACUGAAGAUCAUCCGAAACGUGAUCAAGUGCUACCCAUUGCCAGCGAAUGGAGCCAACAUUGUAGUAUUUCAUUCGUUGAAGUGACAGAUCGAAGCGACUCGGAAGUGCGAGUGUCUUUCAAGGAAAAGGAGGGCUCGUACUCCCAUGUGGGGACGGAUGCACUGCCGAUUCCUAAAGAUGAGUGCACGAUGAACCUUGCUGUGAUUGACAAGUCAACUGUACUCCACGAAUUUGGUCACGUGCUUGGUCUACUGCACGAACACCAGUCACCCAUCAAGGGCAUUGUGCUCUGGAACGUGCCCAAGGUGAUGGCAGAGUUCACGGGGUCACCAAACUACUGGGAUGAGGAGCAGAUCCAGAGACAAAUCCUGGAACCGUUCAAGGCGGAUGAUGUUACAGGCUCUACAUACGACAUGCAGUCCAUCAUGCACUAUAGCUUUGCUAAAGGGUUGAUAUUGAGCAUUGAUGGGAGGCCGACACUGGAUUCUGAUUUUCCCGUGAUAUCAGAGCUUUCACCGACGGACAAACUCGUUGUUGGGAAACUCUACGGUCCUCCUGGCACAAAGCCAGCACCACCAAAGGAAGAACCGCAGACUCUGCCUGAAGAUGCUGACAAGUCAAAGAAUCACAUCAGCCCUGGAGAGGAAAUGAAAUUCACGUUCACAAGUGAUCCAAAAGAAAAAAGAAAGUACACAAUCGAGACGACUGGCGAUGAACCUGACCUGGCACUCACCCUGUCUGGUCCUGACAUUGAAACACGUUUCAUCGCUGCAGCCACUGAUGGUGGUGAGGAUGGUAACCCGCGUGUUGUGGACCAUCUUCAACCCGCCAAGACCUACUAUAUUGUGAUCAGGGCCUUUGCCAAAGGCGGAGCGUUUGCGCUGAGGAUAUCGCCGGUUUGUCUAAAUAUCAAAGAUUGUACGAACUUAGAAGUUGCGACUUCGGCGGUUAUCGUCAUGAAGUCAGUCAAGUCAGUCAAGUGUCAAGUUCGGCAAGAAGCGUGUGUUUCUAGUUGGAACAAUCAACUUCAUCAAAUAUUGUAUUAUUUAUUUUAUGGCUCAAAUCUGAGUCAAAGGUUAUUCUAGUACUUGAAAUAGGUAUAUUCAAAAAGAUUUUUCCAGAUCUUUUGUUGACAGUAGACCAAGAGUGCUGUCCAGCGCUGUGGAGAUUUUCCUAGUACACCGUUGGUCGUGUAGUUGCAGCAUAGCUGAGGUGACCGACUGGGUUUACUGUGUUUGCCUUGACGAAUGAGUCUUGCCGCCAGUA